CAUCCCUAAUCAUACUCCACUCUACUGAGCACUCAACCAUGGGACUCUUUUCCCUUAUUUCUGUUCUCCUCCUGCUUGUGACUAUAAUACCAAAAGGAAACACUGGUGUUAUUCCAGGACAAAAACAGUGCCUUAAAUUGAAAGGACUCUGCAAAGAUGGUGGAUGUACCACCACGGAAGACACCAUUGGCGUCUGUAACCAUGAAAAAAAAUGUUGCAGGAAAUGGUGGAUAUUCGAACCAUAUGCAACACCAGUUCCUAAAGGAAAAUCCAAUUAGAUGCAGACAGACUGUAAACUCUCUCCAAACAUCAGAAUCCAUGUACAAAUCAGUCAGACUUCUGAUAAACUAAAUUAAUUUUUUUGGUCUCUUAACUGGAAAUAAAUAUUGUUCUAAUUCCA
Molecule: messenger RNA, 400 nt
Organism: Ochotona princeps (American pika)
Lineage: Eukaryota; Metazoa; Chordata; Mammalia; Lagomorpha; Ochotonidae
Product: beta-defensin 130B
Exons: 2
Coding region: 39-278 (79 amino acids)
Biological process (GO): defense response to bacterium; cell chemotaxis
Molecular function (GO): chemoattractant activity; CCR6 chemokine receptor binding
Source: RefSeq, a predicted model, not a curated record